AUGAGUCUCGCCGAAGCUGCACCCAUCACUCGUGAUGAUCGAUAUCUCAACCCUGAGUCGGGAGACGACCAGCGGUUAGGUGACUCCACGCCUCGAGCCAGCGAGUUCAACAACGACACAAACAGUCAGCGAGACGAUACCAAGAAGGACGGAAAGAGUAAGAUGCGAAGCUUGUUCAGUCUUGCUAAGAAGAAGUCAUCAAUCUUCUCAAAAUCCGACUCCAAGCCCGACACCGACGAUUCCAAGAACCAAUCUCGGUCUGAGUCUCAAACUCCAUCCAACGCAAACUCCAACCCUGCGAGUCCACCUCUGUCUCGAGAUAUCUCAAAGCUAUCUUCGAACCAGCCAUCAUGGCCUCCAACUGCCGAGCAGAGCUUCACACUGCCCUCGUCUCCAGGCCGCGGCCUCACCGGCUCUCCACGACUUUCAUCGCCAGCGACCUCCCAGAUCUUCGAGCGUGAUGUCCAAGACAGCUCUGUCAACCCCAGUUCUCCCGCUAUUCCGACACAUAUCCAGACCGAAAACUUUAUUCCUCCUGUCCUGGACGAUGCAUCCGAAGCAAUCACAAACCAAAAGCUUGACCCUGAUACUGUCGAGAUCGUAACCCACUCUUCGCAUCAGCCCGCAGCUGUGACAGUCACAGGAGCCACCAAUGGCUUGCCCGUGUACGACCCGUCAGCCAGCGAGUGGGCAGCUGAGCUUGCUUCUUUUGCUAAUCGGGAUGCUGUUUCGACCGAUAACGCUUCCAACUAUGGGUCUUUGGAUUCCUCCGAUGUCCGCCGGCUAUCCUUCAUCUCGUUUGCCGAUGUUGUACAGGCUGAACACAACCCUCCUGCAGGUGUAGGCAUUGCAGGAUCCCGCGACAGCAUCCACCUUGCAGGUCUUACGUCUCUGCCAACAACGGUCAACCGUUCGCCUUCACCCAUCCGAUCACCAGUGUCGAGCCAAGGGCCUGAGACAAGUCCUCCUACGAGCAACCCCGGAAGCAUGAAAGGUAUUGAGCUGAGCCCAUCGCGAAGACCUUUGGGCAGCCCAACAAGCACAAACAACCUCAAACUCAAUCCUUUGGGCGGAGAUUUGAACAUCGAGACCAUGAGCCAAGCUCUACGACGUACGGGCAGCAGUGAUUUUAGCCAUGCUCGUAGUGGCCCUACCAGCCCGAUUGAGACAUCCCACCUUCGUUAA
Molecule: messenger RNA, 1185 nt
Organism: Fusarium sp. VM40
Lineage: Eukaryota; Fungi; Ascomycota; Sordariomycetes; Hypocreales; Nectriaceae
Source: the annotation of a GenBank genome assembly